Adineta ricciae is the source of this 1131-nucleotide messenger RNA. Lineage: Eukaryota; Metazoa; Rotifera; Eurotatoria; Adinetida; Adinetidae. The record is from the annotation of a GenBank genome assembly.
AUGAGCAAAGAUCACGUAACUGCGAUACGAAAUCGUCUUUUUAUUUCGUUUGGUGUAGCAUGGGUAUCCUACGCAUUGACUUACUUUUUACGCAAGCCAUUAGGAAUUAUCAAAACCGAUCUCGAACAUGAUCUAAAUUUUUCGAAAUUUCAAUUGGGCCUAUUUGACACUGCUCUGUUAUUACCCUAUGCUCUUAUUCAAACUUUCUUCGGCUCAGUUGGCGAUAAGUACGGUUCUCGACGUACGUUUGGUUAUGGCUUAAUUGGUUCUGGUAUUGCUAUGAUUACAUUCGGAUGGUGGAGUGACUAUCGACUUUUCCUUCUCCUACUUUUCUUUAAUGGUGCAUUCCAAUCGCUGUGUUGGGCAGCAGCAGGCAAAGGUCUCGGUGCUUGGGUAACCGAUGCUCAACGUAAUUCUGUUUUCGGUUUGUUUGGAACAUGCCCUUUCGCUGGUGGUAUUAUUGGCACGGCUUUGGCUGUUUAUAUUCAAGGAAAGGAUGGUUGGCGUCUCGUUCAUUUCCAACCGUCAAUCUUUUGUAUUGUUGCUGGCUUUGCGGUUUUGUUCUCCUUUCGUGAACCAUCAGAAUUGAAUAUGAUUGUGCCUGGGAAAGAUACCGCUAGCAAAGGAACGGAUCUCCGUACGAAAAUGACUCCUAUGGAAUUAUGUCGACUACCCAUGGUCAAAGAAAUUGCUGCUGGUGUUUUCUGUUUAAAAGUUGUUCGAUAUGCCAUUUACCUGUGGCUCCCUUUAUAUUUAAAACAAGAAUUAAAUUAUUCGAAGUCCGAUGCUGGUUUGUUUUCAACUAUGUUUGACAUUGGUGGCGUUGCUGGAAGUGCAACGAUUGGAUUUGUUCUUAAACGUUUUUUUAAUAAUGAAGGAUGCGUUGGUGCCGGCGCGGAAACAUUACUCAGUGCUGGUACUCUUCUUCUUUUCUUGGCGUUUGCUCAAUCAGGCGUAACAAUGAAUUCAAUUUUAAUGUUAUUAACUGGUGCAUUAAAUUGUGGUGCUGAUAUUAUUCUUUGUAAAUUAUUUGAGAAAAGUCAAACUAUCAACAUUUCGCUCUGUUUUCAGGCAGUUCCGUUCCUAUCGAAAUCGGCGAAAUGGAUGGUCGUAAUGCCGGCAGUGCAGUAA